This is a messenger RNA of Capsicum annuum, 708 nucleotides long. RefSeq lists its product as uncharacterized. The record is from RefSeq and is a predicted model, not a curated record. The transcript has a single exon. NCBI's taxonomy places the organism in Eukaryota, Viridiplantae, Streptophyta, Magnoliopsida, Solanales, Solanaceae. Bases 1 to 708 code for a protein of 235 amino acids.
AUGGAAAAAAUAGUUGAUGAAGAGAGAUAUUUCAAGGUAGUUGAGAAUGAUGAACCGCUAAGUGAUCUGAUGCUUACCAUGAAGGUUCCUCCCCCAUUCCUUCAAUGGCUAAAAAAGAAGGAGUACAAUGACAAAUUCAAUAUAUUCCUUGCGAAGCUUAGCAAUCUAUCAAUUAAUAUCCCAUUGCUAGAGGUCAUUCAAGAGAUCCCGGGAUAUGCUAAGCUUAUGAACCAGUUGAUGUCAAAAAAAUGUCUUGUUUAUGGUGAAACCAUAGAAAUUACCCAUGGGUGUAGCGCUAUUAUGGCUAGCACUGUAACGAAAAAUAAAGAGGAUCCCGAGGCCUUUACAAUCCCUUGCACCAUAGGAACACACAAGUUUGAGAAAACCUUAUGUGACCUUGGUGGAAACAUCAAUAUUAUGCCCUAUACAAUCUAUUGGAGACUUGGGUUGGACACUCCUACUCCAAUAACAAUGAGGCUAUUAAUGGCGGACCGGUAUAUCAAGAGACCGAUUGGAGUUUUUUUUUAUGUUUUGGUGAAGGUGAAUCGCUUCAUUAUUCUGGCGGAUUUCAUUAUGAUUGAUUGUGAAAUCGACCAAGAGAUAUCUAUUAUUCUUGGUCGGCCUUUCCUUACAACUGGAAGGGCAAUUAUUGAUAUGGAGUUAGGAGAAAUAAAAUUUUGGGUCCAAGAUGAUGAAGUGUCCUUUUAA